CACCUGUGACUUUAAAUUGAAAUUUUAAUGUUUUGCCAACCAAAAAAGUUCGAGAACCACUGAACUAGAUGAUUGCAAUAAAGCUAUAAAAGUACGAAAAAUUCGCGUUUCGCUAUUCAAUCGUUGGUUGACGUUAGAAGCUAAUAAUUUAUAAAAAAAAAUCAUAGUUUUUUACUAAAGUGAAUUAAAAUAAAAAAUAUAUAAAGUUUAGUGACAAAAAAAUAAGUCAUGUCCAACUAUCAACGUCGUCAAAUUACUCGAGUAAAUGUAUCAGAUCCAGGAGAUGAGAUUGUUAUCUCAGGAAUUUCUGGAAGAUUUCCAAAAUCACGUACUGUUGAGGAGCUUAGUCAUAAUCUUUAUAAUAAGAUCGACAUGGUUGAUGCCAAUGAAAUGCGAUAUAAGCACAUAAAUGAUGAACUUCCUACACGUUAUGGCUUAACUGUUGAUCUUGACAAAUUUGAUGCACCUUUCUUCUCAAUCAAUCAACGUGCAGCACAAAAUAUGGAUCCACAACAAAGAAUUCUUCAAGAGCAUGCAUUCGAGGCUGUUAUGGAUUCUGGGAUGUGUCCCAAACAACUUCGUGGUAGUAAAACGGGAGUCUUUGUCGGAUGUUGUGUAGCUGAAUGUGAUGAAUAUUUAUUGUUUUCUGGUGGUCCAAAAGAUGGCUCUGGAAUGCUUGGUAGCUCUCGUUGCAUGUUAGCUAAUCGUAUUUCAUUUUCAAUGGACUUAAAAGGACCUUCUUUCGAACUUGAUUCAGCAUGCAGUAGUUCAGGAUAUGCCUUUGAUGUGGCAUUUAAUGCUAUUCGUAUUGGUGAAUGCGAUGCUGCAAUUGUUGGAGGAACUAACAUUAUAAUUCAUGAAUCAUCAUCGCUUCAAUUUGCUCGAUUGGGUGUAUUAGCCAGUGACGGAGUUUGUCGUUCGUUUGAUGAAGAUGCGCAUGGCUAUGUAAGAGCUGAGGCUAUCAACACGCUAUUCCUUCAAAAAAGAAGAGAUGCCAAACGAGUCUAUGCAACAGUUGUUUAUUCCAAGACAAAUGUGGAUGGAUUUAAAAAUGAAGGCUUAACAUUUCCAUCAUCAGAUCUUCAAGUUAAAUUAUUCCAAGAAGUCUAUUCGGACAUUGGAAUUGAUCCGAAAACUGUGGAUUAUGUUGAAGCACACAGCACAGCAACUAAAGUUGGUGAUCCUGAAGAAUGUAAUUCAAUUGAUCAAAUUUUCUGCGCUGGUCGUGAAGAACCAUUGCGUGUUGGAUCAAUUAAAUCUAAUAUGGGUCAUACUGAAGCAGCUGCUUCAAGUUGCGGAUUGAUUAAAUCAGUUUUGAUUUUUGAGAAUGGAAAAAUUCCACCAAACAUAAAUUUCUCAAAAGUUCGACAAGACAUUCCAUCGCUUGUUGCUGGACGAAUCAGACCAGUUACGGAACCAGAAGAUUUUGAUGGAAGCUUGAUUGCUGUGAAUAGUUUUGGCUUCGGUGGUGCUAAUUCGCACAUUUUGGUGAGAAGGAACCCAAAAGAAAAGAUUAAUCAAGGACUUCCAACUGAUAACCUACCAAGAUUGCUCGUUUGGUCAGGUAGAACUGAAGAAGCUGUUAAUGCCAUUUUUGAUAGUGUUACAAAGCAGCCACUUGAUGCUGAAUAUGUAGCACUUCUUCAAAAUACACAAAUGUCAACUAUCUCAUCGAAUACUUAUAGAGGCUAUGCAAUAUAUACCCAAGAACAAGAUGCUCCAAAUGCAACUUGUGUUGAACGUCACAUAGAAAACUAUGGAGAAGCAAGACGACCUACAGUUUGGCUCUAUAGUGGUAUGGGAUCUCAAUGGGCAGGCAUGGGUGCUGAUUUAAUGAAAAUUCCAAUUUUUGAAGCAUCCAUAAGGAAGUGUCAUGACAUCCUUGCCAAAAAAGGAGUCGACUUGAUCAAUAUUGUUACAUCAACUGAUCCAGCAACAUUCAACAACAUCAUGCAUUCAUUCAUUGGCAUAUCUGCAAUUCAAAUUGGCUUAACGAAUAUUUUAAAAGCUGUUGGACUUGAACCUGAUUACAUUAUUGGACAUUCAUUUGGUGAACUUGGAUGUGCAUAUGCUGACGAUUGUCUUACGGAUGAAGAAAUGAUUUUGGCUUCAUACUCACGUGGACUUACGUCUGCCCAAAAUAAUACUAUUUUCGGAUCAAUGGCCGCUGUUGGAGUUGGAUAUAAGGAAUUGAAAUCCAUUAUUGACGAAGGAAUUGAGAUUGCUUGCCAUAAUAGUUCAGACUCAUGUACAAUCUCGGGACCUGCUGAAAUUGUUACUCAAUUCGUUGAAAAAUUAAAGAAGCAAAAUAUAUUUGCAAAGGAAGUCCAAUGCUCAAAUAUUGCAUAUCAUAGCUCAUACAUUGCUGACUUUGGUCCUGAAUUAAUAAACUCAUUGAAGCCACUCAUUCAAAUUCCAAAACAAAGAUCACCCAAAUGGAUAUCCACAAGUGUUCCAAAGAAUGAAUGGGACUCAAUUGAAUCCAGAUACUCAUCAGCACAAUAUCACACAAAUAAUUUAUUAAAUCCAGUUCUGUUCGAAGAAGGUUGCGAAAGUCUUCCAAAGAAUGCACUUACUAUUGAAAUUGCACCGCAUGGAUUGCUGCAAGCUAUUAUGAAGCGAACUUUACCUGAUGGAAUGCAUUUCAGCUUGACUAAACGUCAAAAUAGUCAAAGCUCAAUGCUGCUGUAUAAUGCAUUGGGUAAAUUGUUCGAAAAUGGAGUUGAUCUAGAUCUUUCAAAACUUUAUCCAGCCAUUGAGUUUCCUGUCUCGAGAGGAACUCCAAUGAUUGCGCCGUCAAUUAAAUGGGAUCAUAAAAAUUCUUACUAUAUCCCCAGCUGGAAGGAUAAGCAGCAUAAUCAGCACAUUGUCAAUAUAAACUUAUCAGAUCCUGAAUUUGAGUUCAUUUCAGGACAUGAGAUCGAUGGGCGGAUUCUAUUUCCAGCUACAGGGUACUUGUACUUAGCAUGGAAGCUUAUGGCUGCACAGAAUUUUGAAAAUUUCAAUAAAUUUGAUGUCGAGUUUGAGGAUGUAAAGUUCAUCCGAGCCUGUCACAUUCAAAAAGAUCAGGAACACAAUUUGACAGUUAUACUGCAACGUGGAACUGGUCAGUUUGAAGUAAGCGAAGGAACAUCAACACUUGUGACUGGAAUUGUACGUCCGUGCAGUGACUAUGAACUAACGGAUAUUGAGGAAGAAGAAUCAGAUAUUUCAGAACUUGAGUCUGCAGAUUUCUAUAAGGAACUACGUCUUCGAGGUUAUCACUACAAAAAUCUAUUCAGAUCUGUAGUGUCAGCUAAAAUGGACAGUUCAAGUGGAAAGCUUAAAUGGAGCUCAAAUUGGGUUGCAUUCCUUGACUGCCUUCUUCAACUUCAAAUUAUCACGAAAGAUACAAGAUCACUGGCACUUCCAAUUGGUAUUAAGAAGAUUGUCAUUAAGAGGAACGAACAUGAAAAACUGAUGGCAGAGCUAGGAGAUAAUCCAAUUUUUGAAGCUAAGUAUAAUGCUGACUUGAAUCUCCUUCGUUGUGGUGGUGUUGAAAUUCGAGGUCUUAUGGCUCAAACGGUUAACAGACGUCCACCAAAAGGAAUUCCAGUUCUUGAAAGUCAUCGAUUUGUUCCUCACUUCCCAACUCCGAUUAUGUCAAAAAUUGACAUUGGACGCUUUUGUGUGCAGUUGGCACUCGAAAAUGAUCAAGUUGGAAAAGUUUCGUGUGUUGAGUUUGGCACGAAUGAUGAUAAAGAACCGCUUUGUGAAUAUUUGGGACUAGCUUUAAGUGAUCUGCCACUUGUCACAUCAGAAUUAACUUACCUGACGUCAAAAGACAUUGAAGUUCCUCAAGCAACUGUGUCCAAUUCAGAAUUGUCAGCAUUUAGUAACCAGACAUUUGUAAUCAAGUCCAGAUGCAUAUUUGAUGCUGAUUUCCUCGAGAAUGUGAAGAAGUACAUUAGUGAUUGUUCUUACAUUAUUUCAAGAGAGUCAAAGGAUUAUGAAAUCAUUCAGGACUAUGAAGGACCUGAAGGAUACAAAAUAGCUGCUGUAAUUCCAUCUGACUCCGAGACAUUAGUGAUGAUGCAGUAUAGAAAGGUUCCGUUCCCUACACCAACAUCCAUUAUUAAAAUCACUAACACAGACCAAAACUAUUCAUGGCUAGACAUCCUUAAGAAAAAAGCUAAAACAGAACCAACUUUACUUUAUGCUGAAAGAGAGAGUCAUUCUGGAAUUUUAGGACUCGUAAAUUGUAUCAGAAAGGAACCAAAUGGAAGUAACUUACGCUGUGUAUUUAUUGAUGAUGAAUCAGCACCGCAAUUUAAUAUUGGAAAUCCAUUUUACAAAUCUCAACUUGAUAAGGAUUUCGCCAUAAAUGUCUACAGAAAUGGCCAGUGGGGUAGCUUCAAGCACUUCCUGGUCAAACCUAUUUAUGACAAAAACAGCUAUAAAGAUUCUUGCUAUGCCAAUGGAUUAGUAAGAGGAGAUCUUUCGUCCAUCAAAUGGCUUCAAAGUCCAAUAACAGAGAGUUCUGAUAAUCUAGUCAAUGUCCAGUAUGCAGCACUAAAUUUCCGAGAUGUGAUGUUGGCAACAGGCAAGCUCUCAGCCGAGACAAUGGGUGACAAUAGAAUGGACUUGAUGUGCUUGAUGGGAAUUGAAUUUGCUGGCGUAACAAAAGAUGGACGUCGUCUAAUGGGAAUGAAAUCAGCUGGUGCUCUUGCAACUCAUGUCGAGGCUGAUGAAACAUUAUCUUGGGAAGUUCCAGACACUUGGUCACUUGAAGAAGCCGUGACAGUUCCUUGUGUCUAUGCUACAGUUUAUGCUGCAUUCUUCAUCACAACAAAAAUUCAGAAAGGAAAAUCAAUUCUGAUUCAUGCUGGCUCUGGUGGUGUUGGAUUGGCAGCUAUUCGAGUAGCAUUUGCUUAUGGCUUGGAAGUUUUCACCACAGUUAGUACUGAAGAAAAGAGGAACUACAUUUUGGAUGAGUUUCCACAACUGAAAAGAGAAAAUAUUGGUAAUUCACGUAGCACAUCCUUUGAAGACAUGAUUAUGAGACGAACACGUGGCAAAGGAGUAGACUUUGUGCUUAAUUCAUUAGCUGAAGAGAAGUUGGCAGCAUCAGUUCGAUGUUUAGGCAAAGGUGGAAAGUUCCUUGAAAUUGGUAAAUUUGACAUGGCAAAUGACAAUAAAUUAAGUCUUGGAGACUUCUUGAGGGAGCUGACAUUCCAUGCUGUUCUAGUCGAUAACAUGUUUAAAGCACCAACUGAAGAAAAAUUGAUUUUAAAGAAGCUUCUGGAUGAUGAUAUGAAGAGAAGAAUCAUUAAGCCAUUAAAGACAAAUGUUUUUAAUGCUGAUGAAAUUGAGAAUGCAUUCAGGUUCUUAGCAAGUGGCAAGCACAUUGGAAAAGUCGUCCUUAAAAUUCGUGAGAAUGAGUCGGACAGUGCCACACUUCCGAUAUCAGUUCUACCUAGAGUUCACUGCAAUCCAAAUUAUUCGUACAUCAUUUGUGGUGGACUUGGUGGUUUUGGUUUGGAACUAGCUGACUGGUUGAUUUUGAGAGGCUGUAGAAAGCUAGUAUUGAGUACAAGUAGAGGAAUAACUAAGCAAUAUCAAGCAUAUAGAAUUAAGUUUUUUGAAUCUUAUGGAGUGACUGUGCGUGUCAAUAAAGCAGACAUUGGAACAAGGCAAGGAUGUGAUCAGUUAAUAAGUGAUGCACUUGAUCUAGGUUCCGUCGGAGGAAUUUUCAACCUAGCUGUACAGCUACGCGAUAGUAUCUUAGAGAAUCAAACAGUAACAACAUUUGACGAAUGUAUGGCACCAAAAGCUGAUGCAACUAAACAUUUGGAUGAGAUCUCAAGAGUCAAGUGUCCAUUCUUGCAAUACUUUGUGAUCUUCUCAAGUGUUUCUUGUGGACGUGGUAAUGCAGGUCAAAGUAAUUAUGGCAUGGCUAAUUCAGUCAUGGAAAGAAUCAUGGAGGAACGACAUAAUCUUCACUUACCAGCCAAAGCAAUUCAGUGGGGUGCUGUUGGUGAAGUUGGAAUUGUUGCUGAUAUGCAGGAAGACAAAAUUGACAUUGAAAUUGGUGGAACUUUACUACAAAGAAUAUCUUCAUGUCUUGAGGAGCUUGAUACAUUAAUAACUGUCGAUAGUCCGAUUGUCGCAAGUAUGGUUGUUGCUGAGAAAAGAUAUAAAGGAUCUGGAAAAAGUGGUGUCCUUGAAAUGCUCAUGAAUAUUAUGUCAAUCAAGGACAUCAAAAGCUUAUCACUGGAAACAAAACUUUCAGAACUUGGAAUGGAUUCACUGAUGACUGUUGAAAUUGUCCAAACUUUAGAACGAGAAUUCAAUAUCAUGGUUACACCACAGCAACUGCGAUCUAUGACACUUGUGCAGUUAAAAGCACUUGAAAGCAGCGGCGUAAAUGAAACUUCUGGAAAGAAACAAUUAAACAUAGAAUUUUUAAUUAAGAACUUAGGUGAUGAAAGCACUAGCCAUCUUACGAUAUUGAAGCUUAAUGAUGUGGCAGAAGAUAGUGGGACGAAAGCUUUGGUGUUUCCAGGAAUUGAAGGCGUUGGUGGACAAAUGUUUUAUGAUUUGGCAAAACAACUGAAAUGUCCAACAUAUUUGAUUCAGUGCACCAAUAUUUGGAAUAUUAGCGAAUUAAAUGAGAUGUGCAGUGCUCUAAUUAAGGACAUCGAAAAACUGUACGCAAAUGACUCAAAAUUCUUAUUUAUUGGAUAUUCUUAUGGAUCAAUAUUAACUCUUAAAUUAGCUAAAAUGCUUGAAAACUUAGGAAAAACUGGAAAAGUUAUUCUAAUUGAUGGCUCGCCUAGUUCAUCUAAGAAAAUAGUAAAUGAGAUCCUUCCAGAAUCUGACAAUGUUGAUCAAGUAAUACAAAGAGUUGUAAUGGACAUUGGAUUAAAAUAUGCAUUUCCAAAUGAUACUAGUGAUCGUAAAAGAGCUGUUUUAGCUGCACCUAGUUGGGCAGAGAAAAUGAAAAAUUUUGAGGAGCUUUACCAUGACUUUGAUGUCUAUUCAAAAGAAUAUCUAUUCAAAAUCACAACUUUAAUCAAGAAUCGAGUUACUGCUGGAUAUCAUUUAUCUCUGGAUUACGUCUCAGUCAUUGAAUCACCAAUUAAAUUAAUCAAACCAACUGAAGCCACUAUAAUAAAUGAAGACAAUGAUAUGGGACUUAAAGCUUACUCAAACAGUGAAAUUGAAGUAACGACUCUUGAAGGAAAUCAUACGACUGUCUUAGAAAAUCAAGAAAUUUUUAAUAUUAUUAAUUCAACAUACUAGUUGUCAUUAUUUAAGUUUUUAGUGUUUUAUUGCCUUUUUAUGUAGUUUUGGUUGAAUGAUAUUUAAAUAAAUUAUUUAACUGUGUUAUAGAUGUUUUCAUAUUCAAUUAAAAUUGA
Chironomus riparius is the source of this 7400-nucleotide messenger RNA. The record is from the annotation of a GenBank genome assembly. NCBI's taxonomy places the organism in Eukaryota, Metazoa, Arthropoda, Insecta, Diptera, Chironomidae.